UGUAAAGUUUUGGGCGGAGAACUGUUACUAUCUAAGUAGAAGCAUCAAGACAUUUAUACAUUUCAUAGAUUUUUUUGGACUUCCAGAAGCGGAAAAUGUCGGGAGUAGCAUCUGCCCUGGCAAAGAAGAGAGCGCAGGCUGCAGGCUUCGGAACAAACGCCAAUGCCAUUAAAUAUCUGAACCAAGACUUUGAGGCGCUCAGGAGGCAAUGCCAGAGCAACGGGACCCUGUUCAUAGACCCGACUUUCCCAGCCGCACCCGAAUCUCUUGGCUUUAAAGAACUCGGAGCUAGCUCUUCCAAAACCAGAGGAACAGAAUGGAAAAGACCAGGGGAGCUGUGCUCAAAUCCUGAAUUCAUUAUCGGUGGAGCCACAAGAACGGAUAUUUGUCAAGGAGCACUAGGUGACUGCUGGCUGCUAGCGGCCAUAGCCUCUCUUACUCAAAAUGAAGAUGUUUUGGCAAGAGUGGUGCCUAGCGGGCAAGAUUUUGCUAGCAACUAUGCAGGAAUCUUCCAUUUUCAGUUUUGGCAGUUUGGCGAGUGGGUGGAUGUUGUCAUUGAUGACCGGCUGCCGGCGAAAAACGGAGAGCUGCUGUUUGUUCACUCCGCAGAGGGGAACGAGUUCUGGAGCGCCCUGCUGGAAAAAGCCUAUGCUAAAGUAAAUGGCUGUUAUGAAGCUCUGUCUGGAGGUUCUACCAGUGAGGGCUUUGAGGAUUUCACCGGGGGCAUCGCUGAGAACUACGAUCUGAGUAAAGCACCCCCAAACAUGUUCCAGAUCAUUAAGAAAGCCCUGGAGUCUGGAGCUUUACUGGGAUGCUCCAUCGAUAUCACAAGCGCUGCUGAUUCAGAAGCUGUCACUCGCCAGAAGCUGGUGAAAGGCCACGCAUACUCUCUUACAGGGGCUACUGAGGUGAACUAUCGCGGGCAAAAGGAGAAGCUGGUCCGCAUGCGGAACCCCUGGGGUCAGGUGGAGUGGACCGGGGCUUGGAGUGAUAAUUCGUCUGAAUGGAACAGUGUGGAUCCAUCAGAGCGACCAGACAACAGAGCUGAGGACGGCGAAUUCUGGAUGUCCUUCUCAGAAUUCCAACGGAAUUAUUCUCGUAUAGAGAUCUGCACGCUGACCCCAGACACCAUUACGAGUGAUUCUGUAAAACACUGGGCGGUUAAUAACUUCGACGGCACAUGGAGAAAAGGCUCCACUGCUGGUGGCUGCCGAAAUAAUGCUUACACAUUCUGGAUGAAUCCUCAGUAUGUGAUUAAAUUGAAUGAGGAGGAUGAUGAUCCAGAGGAUAAUGAGGUGGGGUGUAGUUUUGUUAUUGGACUGAUUCAGAAGAACCGGCGGCGCCUCCGGAAAGUCGGGGAGGACAUGCACACUGUCGGCUUUGCUAUCUACGAGUUACCUCCACAGUUUCACGGACAGAGGGACGUGCACCUGGAUAAGAAUUUCUUCUUGUCACAUGCACAGAAAGCUCGCUCUGAGACUUUCAUUAACCUGAGAGAGGUAUGCACACGCUUCAAACUGCCGGCCGGAGAGUACCUCAUCGUACCAUCCACCUACGAACCCCAUAAGGACGGAGACUUCUGCCUGCGCGUGUUUUCCGAAAAACAGACUGAGACAUUACCAUGUGAUGACCCUGUGGAGGCCGACUUACCGGAUGAGACCGUGUCGGAUGGCGAGGUUGAUUCUGGGUUCAGGGGUCUGUUCACAAAACUAGCCGGAGCUGACAUGGAAAUCUCAGCCACAGAGCUCCAGACCAUUUUAAACAAAAUAAUCGCAAAACGAAAUGACAUAAAAACAGAUGGCUUUAGCAUGGAGACGUGUCGAACCAUGGUGAACCUUAUGGACGGCAGCAGCAAUGGGAAACUUGGUCUGGGAGAGUUUGCUACCCUUUGGAAGAAAGUGCAGAGAUAUCUUGGAAUCUAUAAGAAGACUGACAUGGAUGACUCUGGGACCAUGAGCACUCCGGAGAUGCGUAUGGCUCUUAAGGAAGCGGGUUUCCGUCUUAAUAACACUAUCUAUCAGCAACUGGUGGCACGUUAUGCUGAGCCAGACAUGACCAUGGACUUUGAUAACUUUGUGGCCUGCCUCAUGCGUCUGGAGAUGAUGUUCCGGAUUUUCAAGACACUUGAUCCCCACCAAACUGGCUUCAUUGAGCUUGACUUUCAGCAGUGGCUGAACUUCACUAUGAUUUAAAUAUCCAGUCACCAGGCCACGCCAUUCAUGGACAUAUGAAUAGGAUGACAUGAUUUAAUUAAUAAAGAUGGGUAUUUACUAUACUUUUAUACAUGAACUGUAUUCGGCACUUUUUGUCUGUCUUUCAUCCAAAGUGUUGCAUGAUUUUAUGUGCUUGUGCCACGCUUUGUGUUUACAAAUGGCAAUUUGAUGAACCACUAUGCAAUAAAAAAUAGUGUAUGUAUUGUUAUUUGUUCCCAAAGUACACUAUUAAACACUUUUUAAACUC
This is a messenger RNA of Triplophysa dalaica, 2460 nucleotides long. RefSeq names its product calpain 2, (m/II) large subunit b (gene capn2b). Gene Ontology annotation, biological process: proteolysis. Gene Ontology annotation, cellular component: cytoplasm. Lineage: Eukaryota; Metazoa; Chordata; Actinopteri; Cypriniformes; Nemacheilidae. Gene Ontology annotation, molecular function: calcium ion binding; calcium-dependent cysteine-type endopeptidase activity. Bases 96 to 2192 code for a protein of 698 amino acids. The transcript is spliced from 21 exons. The record is from RefSeq and is a predicted model, not a curated record.